AUGGAAUGCAGACAGAGCAGAGGCAGAGGUGGCACCUGGAGAAGAGGUGGUGGCCGAGGCGGGAACGACGGCGACAGUUUUGGCGGUGACCACCGGGGAAGAGGGAGAGGAGGCCACCAACGUGGCCGGGGCAAGAGAGACCACUACCGGGGCCGUGGACGUGGAGGGCCACCCCGUGCAGCGGACUUCCAUCACCGGGGUCAAGAUGACGAGGAUAACUUUCACGAGGAGGAUGACAGGAUGGAAGUUUUCUCCAGGAGGAAGCUAGAGUCAAACUGGGACCGUUAUGCAGAGUCAGAGAAGGAGGAGCCCACUGAUGACACGCCCGCUCACAGAGGGACCGACUACCAUGUCUUGCUGGAGUCUGCAGGGGAUUCCUUCACUCAAUUCCGCUUUUCAGAAGAAAAAGACUGGGAGAUGGACUCAUUUGCAGCCAGUCAGAUGUCUGCAGUGUUUGUAGACCUCCCUGCACUGGCCCAGAGCCUUCAAGAAGUGCCCCUCCAUCAGAGACUCAACCUGGAGGCUGAGCUGGUUCAGGUCUCAACACCAGUAGAGUUGCCCACUAUGACCCUCCCGCCUAAACAGGAGACGCCCAAAACUGCUGCAUUCACUCCUUCGUCCACAAGUUUCAAAGUCCCCAGCACCAACCACAAAGUCCCCGUGGCUUCAAACCCAGUGUCAGUAUCUGGACUGGACUCUCGGGUUUCCUCGAGUGCCGCCAAGCCACCAGUGGAUGAUGCUGAUGAAGAGCUGGACCAGCUGCUUAGUUUAGAGAAACCAGUUUCAGGAAACCAAUCUGUCAUGGUUGCUGAUGAGAAGAGUGAUGGUCCAGAGAAAGCGUGUGAGGAAGUGGCACCGGAGGUGAUAGAAGAGAAGAUGGAGGAGGUGAGAGACAAAGACGUCACGCCUCCCAAGUCUGCUUCCAUCAAACAGGAAAUGACAGAGGAGGACCUGGAGGACUGGCUAGACAGCAUGAUCUCCUGACAGUGUUGAUUAAAGAACAAAAAGAAGAGGUAUACAAAGGCACCUCAACAUUAGAAUUUAAAGAUGUAAAAAAAAAACCCCACUCCUGGUCGAUUUGGCAACACCUGGGGUUACCAUGGUAACAGAAAGUGUGGUUUAAUAGUGCAGCAAACACUGCUUGAGCUUCAGAAAUACACAAGAGCAACUGAUGCUUCAGUUUACAGAGCAGCCACAUUAACUUCUGUUUUAAAAAAUGCCAAAAUGACCAGUUGUCUUGAUGAAUGAGUGCGAUCAGUGUUAACCUCGGUGACUCCAGUGUUUCCUGUGACUGCUCCACAACAAAACACACACCAUGUUUUUGCCAGUUGAGUGCUCUUAUUGUGACAGCAGCAGUAAAUGUUCAGUUUGCAUCAGCGGUAACUUAAUUCUGCUCUGAUACAGUGAGGCUGUUUAUCUACGAGAUAACAUUAGAAACAGUAUUGCUAGAUAAGACACAUGCAUUGUGUCCUGUGAAUCCCUCGUGCAAAGAAAGGGAAUCUGAAGUCAGUGUGGGAAUGGUGGACUCUUGCCACCAACAGUAGAAACAAAUGUACAGCAAGAUAGUUACAGAAUGGAAAUGCAUUGAAUUGCUUUUGUCCCUAAAUCCCUAAAUAGUAUCCAAUGUGGAGACUAAAAGAUUAUGACUGAUUGAUGAUUAUUGAACCCAAUGAAGACAAUCUCAUUGGGUUCAAUCUGAUUUUAAAUCUUCUCUUUAAUAUCCACUCUCUAAACUGAACUUGAGGUGAAAUGUCUUCUAAAGACAUUCAGCACAAAAAAACAAUUUUUCAUGUUUACAUACUUGGCAGACACUCAAAGGACUUUAAAUUGAUGGAUUUUCUUUCAAUUUGGCUCGCUAUUCUUUGCUUAUUAACAAGUGGCGCUCAAGUUUUUUUUUUUUUGUUUACUCGGCUGAGUGAGGGACAAUAUGUUUGAAGGUGGAGGAAUGGGACAGAACGUCUCGGACAUCAAUGAGAAUAUGUCAAAAUGUUCCCUUUGCAUACUUCAGAAAAAGAAUCCUCUGUUCCUUUUGAGGUCGUGAAAUGCACACAUGGUGGGGAGUGUCGCCAUCAGACAGAUACCAGCUGCUAAAUGAGCGAUGGACAAACAGCCCACGGAUGACACGUUUGGUUUAUUGCGUCAAUUACUUUAUUCAUUUCCUCCCCCUCGUCAAAAGAAAUGCAUUUUUUACCAAAGCUACUACAUACAUACAAAUGGCCAUACAAUAGCAGUUAUCCAUUUUGUUGUCAAUAAAUCCUUGAACCAAGCUUUUUUGUUAUUUUGUUUUUUUUCUUUGCCUCUGCUUUGUGGGGUUCUUCUACUGUGGAAAGAAGUGCAGGCGGGCAGGAUACCACAGCUUGGGAAUAAAAACAAACUAAGCGACAUUUACACAAGGAUCAUUUAGAUUUUAUACAACAAAUGUUUUCUCUUUUUCACUUAAAAGCCACAAAACUAGCUCGAGCUAAAUCUGCUUGUAACUAAUCCAGAACUAGAGCACUGCUUGUGUCAGGAGGGACAAAAAUGAGUUCUCUUUGCAUAGUUUCUCAUAAGGCACAUCGGCACUUGAUAAACACCUAAAGUGAGUCAUCUCUGGUCCUGGAAGAACCAUCUUCUGUUAACAACUCAAGUCAUGUGACAGAUUUCAACCAGCUUUUU
Molecule: messenger RNA, 2655 nt
Organism: Scomber japonicus (chub mackerel)
Lineage: Eukaryota; Metazoa; Chordata; Actinopteri; Scombriformes; Scombridae
Gene: aven
Product: apoptosis, caspase activation inhibitor
Exons: 6
Coding region: 1-984 (327 amino acids)
Biological process (GO): negative regulation of G2/M transition of mitotic cell cycle
Source: RefSeq, a predicted model, not a curated record